AUGAACUUCUCCUGGCUCGCCACCCUCGCUCUCAUUGGCACUGCCAUGGCCGCUGGAAAGACUCUCCCGGCCGGUGCUCCUUGCACUAAGGAUGGAAAGAUGGGCGUCUGCGAGUCUGGUGUUUGCAUCCAAGACGUCAACGCCGACAAGGGCCACUGCAAAUAA
Messenger RNA from Aspergillus nidulans FGSC A4, 165 nucleotides. RefSeq lists its product as uncharacterized. The record is from RefSeq and is a predicted model, not a curated record. The transcript is spliced from 3 exons. Bases 1 to 165 code for a protein of 54 amino acids. Lineage: Eukaryota; Fungi; Ascomycota; Eurotiomycetes; Eurotiales; Aspergillaceae.